AUGGAUGGUUCAGUCAUCGAUAAAUUCUGGACUCCGGACACAUUUAUCACGAAUACUAAAGAGGAAAUACUGCACCACACACCCAAACAAAACACGUUAUUCCGUGUCUCAAGUAAUGGUGACGUCAUGUACAGUAUCAGAAUGACUUUAAUUGCAUCGUGUCAUAUGAAUCUCAAGUAUUUCCCUUUUGAUGUCCAGAAAUGUGGCAUUGAAAUAAUGUCGUAUGCUUAUACCACCCGUGACAUACAGCUGAACUGGUUCGAUGAAGACACAAAUUCGAUUCAAGUAGACGACACAGUCACACUGCCUCAAUAUAUUCUCGUGGGGUGGCACUCUGGGGAUUCAAUUAUCGCCUAUAUGACGGGAAAUUACAGCGCACUGACCGCACAUUUCUUACUAGAACGACAGAUUGGGUUUUAUUUGUUGCAAGCCUACAUACCAAGUUCUGCAUUAGUGACGAUAUCUUGGUUGACACUGUGGAUCGACCCGUCAGCGUCCCCCGCUAGAGCUACACUGGCUAUCACCACGGCACUGGCUCUGAUUACACAGUCUACCUGGCUCAGAAGUGAGAUACCUAAAGUGGCCUAUGUAACGGCAAUUGAUAUUUGGCUAUCGACGUGUCUGCUUGUAGUCUUCCUCAUACUACUGGAGUAUGCAUUGGUCUACUUUUUACACAAAACAGCUUCUGAGCGCCAUAUCAGUGCGCCAUCAACGGACAAAUGCAUAUGCAAGGAAAGCAACGGUUCGACACCACACUCCGAGUUACAAUUGCAACCAGACAGUAACGCGCCUUCAACAGUUUCUCUUGAUGGAUCUCGCUUAAGUGUGUCCUGUGUAAGUUCACGUGGGGACGUGGUGAAUCACAUCAGGACAAACCGCUUUGAUGAUGUAGACUUUAAGAAAGUCAGCCAAAGAGUGGACAAAGUUUGCAGAGUUGUAUUUCUGUUAGCGUUUAUUAUAUUUGCUAUAGGUUAUUGGAUAGUUUACCCUCUCACUAUCGUGCAAUGA
Saccoglossus kowalevskii is the source of this 1008-nucleotide messenger RNA. Its product is annotated as glycine receptor subunit alpha-4-like. The record is from RefSeq and is a predicted model, not a curated record. Lineage: Eukaryota; Metazoa; Hemichordata; Enteropneusta; Harrimaniidae.